Molecule: messenger RNA, 1390 nt
Organism: Condylura cristata (star-nosed mole)
Lineage: Eukaryota; Metazoa; Chordata; Mammalia; Eulipotyphla; Talpidae
Gene: OGFRL1
Product: opioid growth factor receptor-like 1
Exons: 7
Coding region: 1-1176 (391 amino acids)
Cellular component (GO): membrane
Molecular function (GO): opioid growth factor receptor activity
Source: RefSeq, a predicted model, not a curated record
AUGAUCCAGAACAGAGAAAAUUUUGAUGAUCCCAAAUCCUUGAAGGAGCUGGGUGGUGAUUCCACUGAAGCUUCUGCCAAACCAAAGAGAAGUUUUUAUGCUGCGAGGGAUUUGUACAAAUACCGACACCAGUACCCACAGAACUUCAAAGAUAUCCGAUAUCAAAAUGAUUUGAGCAAUCUUCGUUUUUAUAAGAAUAAAAUUCCAUUUAAGCCAGAUGGUGUUUACAUUGAAGAAGUUUUAAAUAAAUGGAAAGGAGAUUAUGAAAAGCUGGAGCACAACCAUACUUACAUUCAAUGGCUUUUCCCUCUGAGAGAACAAGGCUUGAACUUUUAUGCUAAGGAACUAACUACAUAUGAAAUUGAGGAAUUCAAAAAAACAAAAGAAGCAAUUAGACGAUUCCUCCUGGCUUAUAAAAUGAUGUUAGAGUUUUUUGGAAUAAAACUGAUUGAUAAAACAGGAAAUGUUGCUCGGGCUGUUAAUUGGCAGGAAAGAUUUCAGCAUCUGAAUGAGUCCCAGCACAACUAUUUGAGAAUCACUCGUAUUCUUAAAAGCCUUGGUGAGCUUGGAUAUGAAAGUUUUAAAUCUCCUCUUGUAAAAUUUAUUCUUCAUGAAGCUCUUGUGGAAAAUACUAUUCCCAAUAUUAAGCAGAGUGCUUUGGAGUAUUUUGUUUAUACAAUUAGAGACAGAAGAGAAAGGAGGAAGCUCCUACGUUUUGCCCAAAAACAUUAUACGCCUUCAGAGAAUUUUAUAUGGGGACCUCCGAGGAAAGAACAGUCAGAAGGAAAUAAAGCCCAGAAAAUGCCUGUCCCUCCAGCCUCCAGUCACAACAGCCAAACUUCUAUGCACAAAAAAACCAAGGACCUCAAAAAUUCGUCCUCAGCUGUUCAUGUAAAUAGCAAAACAGCUGAAGAUAAAAAGGCAGCACCUCGAGAUCCUGAAGAGACAGACAGGCCUAGUGCACAGCUCAACAAUGAAGCUGUGAAGCCAAGAAACACAGAGAAGGAUGGUAAUGAUGAAAUUUCAAAUUCUCAAACUGUAAAAGCAAUGAAUAAUGUGGCAGAGAAAAAAGAGAAUGCAUCUCUUUCUGAAAAAGAUGAAGAAGGUGAAAAUCACAACAAAGACUGUGAAAAUUCUGGAAAUACAGUUUCCCAUGAUGAUAUCCUAUUACAGUGAAUUAUCAGAGAGCUUACCCACAAGUUUAGGUAAGGGAGGAAAGCACUACUGUAUAACUUAACCUAAGAAUAGAAAUCACAUUUCAAGUUUUAGCCAUCUGCUUAUGAUUCCUAUUGUAAGCAUUUUGUUGUUUCACAUCUUUUACUUUGGAUUACAAUGUGUUGAAUAAUUAAUUUAAUUUUAAAGUAAGACCCAAUAAAGGGAUAUAUUCUGU